GCGUUCAAUCUGUAAAAAGUUAAAAACCAAUUAGUCCUAUCUCGCGCUCACCCUCGCCACUCGCCGUCACCGUCACCGUCACCGUCACCGUCACCGUGACUCACGGGCAAGGUUAUGAACUUAUGAUACAGUUCUGGACACGACCGACCGAGUAAUGGAGGAGGGACGUCAAAAGGACUUGCAGUUUUUGGAAGAAAUCAUCGAUAAAGGUUUAAAACAGAAGCUUUUACAGACUAUUGCUUCACGUGACAACAUCUUUGAAGAUCAAAAAGCACUCUCUGAUUUGCGGAAAAACCUUGAAACUCUGGAGAAAAAUGGUGUAAAUAGUCUCAGAACGACGGUCAACCUCGGUUCAGAAGUUUACAUGCAAGCUGAAGUGCCAGAUACAAGGCACGUAUUCAUGGAUGUAGGGCUCGGCUUUUAUGUGGAGUUUACCCGGCAAGAAGCUCUUGACUAUAUUCCACAAAGGGAGGAAAGAGUUCAAAAACACUUAGAAGAAGUAACUGGUGUAAUUGCGCAGAUCAAAGGGCGCAUCAAGCUGGCUCAUCACCAGAUUCAGCAGAUACUAAAUCUUCCAGACGAGAAUCCAUCAUCAUACAGGCAACAACAUGCGUUUCAGUACUGAUCAUGGGGAGAGAAAAACAAAAGAAGAUUGUUAUUGCCCUCUCUCUGUUGAUUGGGUUUUGCAAGCCCCCUGUUUUUGUCUUUUUUCUGUAAACAUGAGAUGUUCUAGUGAAUGAAACUCAUCGAGCAUAUACUAUAUAACGAGUUGAUACAUACACUUGCGUAUAUAUAUAUAUAUAUAUAUAUGAUCGUUGUUUAGAGUGGAAAUACUAUUAAACA
Raphanus sativus (radish) is the source of this 843-nucleotide messenger RNA. RefSeq lists its product as uncharacterized. Gene Ontology annotation, biological process: positive regulation of transcription by RNA polymerase II. Bases 155 to 625 code for a protein of 156 amino acids. Gene Ontology annotation, cellular component: chromatin; mediator complex. The transcript has 7 exons. NCBI's taxonomy places the organism in Eukaryota, Viridiplantae, Streptophyta, Magnoliopsida, Brassicales, Brassicaceae. Gene Ontology annotation, molecular function: transcription coregulator activity. The record is from RefSeq and is a predicted model, not a curated record.